This is a messenger RNA of Strongyloides ratti, 933 nucleotides long. Its product is annotated as Calcium release-activated calcium channel protein 1. Gene Ontology annotation, biological process: store-operated calcium entry. Gene Ontology annotation, cellular component: membrane. The transcript has 2 exons. NCBI's taxonomy places the organism in Eukaryota, Metazoa, Nematoda, Chromadorea, Rhabditida, Strongyloididae. The record is from RefSeq and is a predicted model, not a curated record. The coding region runs from base 1 to 933 and encodes 310 amino acids. Gene Ontology annotation, molecular function: store-operated calcium channel activity.
AUGUACGAAAAUACUUUUACAAUAAAACAAGAUGAUAAAAAUAUGAAUGAUACAAAUGAAGCAGAAAAAGAAAGAUGUUUAUCUGAAUUGACACAUACAAGUAAAGAUUCAAUCUUUUAUUCAUUACCAUCAUCACCAAUAUCAACACCUACAUCAUCACCUAAAGAUAUAAAAAAGUCAAUAAAAAUAUAUCCUGAGACAAUGUUAUCAAUGACAAAAACAAUUGUAUAUCCAAUUCAAGAUAAUAUAACUAUUCAAAAUACCAAUAAAAAUGAAAAAUAUUUAACAUCAAAAGAAUUAAAUGGACAAGAAAGAUAUCAAUAUACAUUAAAUAAGCAACAAAUUAAAGCAUCAUCAAGAGUAUCAGCAUUAUUAACUGGUUUUGCUAUGGUUGCAUUAAUUGAAUUUCAAUUUGAAGCUACAACACCUCAUUAUUUGUUAAUUCUUUUAUCAAUAACAACAAUUUUAGUUAUAUCAGUUCAUUUGUUAGCAUUAAUGAUAUCAACAUGUUUAUUACCUUAUAUUGAAUCAACAGGAUGUUGUGAAGAUUCUCCACAUAAACGUUUAUCAUUUUAUAUUAAUUUAGCAUGGAUAUUUAGUACAUGUUUAGGUUUAAUACUAUUUAUAGUAUUAAUUGCCAUUAUAGCAAUUAUUAAAUUUGAAAAUGUUGAUUAUAUUCCAGCAGCAUAUGUAGCAGGAGGAAUAUUAAUACCCGUUUUUAUACUAUUUAUCCUUAUUUCGUGUUUAAUAAAUAGAGAUCGAACAAAUCAUUCUAUCCAUAGAGCGGAAGUUAAAAUGGCUAGUUUUAAGAAUAAGUACAUACAAAGUAUGGAUCUUGAGAAUAAAAUUAGUGACUAUGACAAAGCUGGUAUUAAUGAUAGUUUACCUGACUUAGAAAAUAAAAAAAAAUCGUCAUCAAUACAAUUAGCAUAG